Molecule: messenger RNA, 2918 nt
Organism: Cuscuta epithymum
Lineage: Eukaryota; Viridiplantae; Streptophyta; Magnoliopsida; Solanales; Convolvulaceae
Source: the annotation of a GenBank genome assembly
CACUACGUUUUACGAAUAUGCAUGGAAAUUUCUAAGUGCCUUAAAAAUGUUAACAUUCGAUUGCGUACUCUCAUAACCAAUAUAAAAAUUGUAGCUUUGACUUUUCUAUAUACUACAACCUAUAUUAUUAUACACCUAAUUACUAAGUAUACGUUCCAGAUCAGAAUAGAUGGCAACUUUCCAUAUUACAUCAGAACGGCUGCAUGGUCCUGCUGGUUUACUACGUGCGAAUUGCAUACAUAACAUAUAUAUGUAUUCGCCGCUUAACGGGAAUAUCUUUAACGAAGGAAAGUUAAUAAAACUGAAUUAAAUGACAAUAGGCUAGAAUCUUCUCCUUGUGAAUAUAUAUAGUCUGCUACCGAUGUUCUGUUCUGGGUACAAAACAACCAUAGAAAGCUUAGCGCCUUUCAAAGUACGAGAAAAAAAAAUGAGUACACCUGGCCGGAGUUCUUGCCGGACCGUUUUGCACGCCGGAGAAGGAAGAGAAGACCGCCGUUCUGCGUCGCCACUAUCUGUUCACACACAUCGCCGCCGUCCUUCCUCACUGUUUUGACGAGAUUAGAGUGCCGGAGCGAGGAUCAUCGCGGCAAAAGUCGAUCCUUGAUCGUCCUUGUUCGCCGACUGUGGAAGAAGAGAACAGUACGUAAACUUAGUUGUACUCUGUGUUAGACCUGGGCUGGCUGAUUGGACUGAUCACCAUAAUAAUAAUAAUAAUAAUAAUAAUAAUAAUAAUAAUAAUAAUAAUAAUAAUAAGCAUCAUGAUAGUGAGGAUGAAGGUAAAUUAUUAAACAGAAUGAUCAAACGAAAAUGAUAAAGUUAAUAUUGGGUUACUUUAAUUUGUCACUUUUACUUAAUUUGCUAUUAUAAUUAGACUUGUCUAUAAUGGAUGAAUGGAUAUAUCAACCGAUGACAAUGAAUAAACUUUAAAUAUAUCAAUCAGGUAUAAAUAAAUCAUCAUAUAAACAAAUUAAUUGUGAUUAAAUUAUGGAAACAUAAAAGUGAGAUCUAUAAGAGGGUGAAUUUAUAAAUAAAGGGUACGGUAGAUGAGUUUUACCAAGUUAAAAGAAUAUUGAUGUUUGAAUUCUAAUAGAAGGUGAUUUGGCCGAUGAGCAAAGUAGAGGAUUUAACUAUGAGUAUUGGAGAUUGAGGUAAGUUUCAUUGCAACCAAAAUUAUACCUUUUACCUCGUAAUUAUUUUGAAUGUUUUAAUGUACAAUUUGAGUAAUGUAUUUAUGUGUAUUGAAUUUGAGUAAAUGUUAUUCUAUAUGAAGUUGUUUGUACUUGAUAUAUUGGUUUGUUAUUAUUGGAUUUUGAUACAAGUUAUUGUAUAUGAUUUUUGGGAGAUUUUCUACUAGUGAAUAUUUUGGGUGUUGUUGUGAGUAAAUUGAAUUUUGAGAAAAAAUAUGGGAAUUUUAGCGUAUUUUGAAAGAUACGAACUUUUGAUUGGAUUUUGAGAAAACACAGAAAAGUUAAUAUUUUUAAUGGUGACACUAAUGUCUAUAAGACAUAAAUAUUGAUUUUUGGAAAGACAAGAUAAAAGAUUGUUUUCAUAAUUGGGGCACCACGGGAGAAAUCCGUAGGUGUCGGGCCACCUUCACGUCCGUUAAUGGUGAGGGAGGGUUAGGACUACUACUACUUGAAUCAAGAGGUGUGAAACAAAUUAAAUGAAUUUUGGAGGGUUCGGUAACCACCCCGAACAACUGGGCAUUAGAUCCCAUUUAUUAAAGCAGUAGUAGUAGUACCUAUUCUCUUAAGGGUCUUUGAACCUAGAACUUAGGGAGUAUAUCCCAUUUUGAGUAGGGAGACGUUGACGUCAGAACUACUUAGACUUCAUACUACUCGGAGGGCUUGGAAUCCCUUUAGGGGGUGUGCACACUUAAGGUAGAAGUCUAGAUUCUAAUAGAGGAGAUGUGGUACCGAGAGCAGAUCGGAGUGACCGUACAAAACAACGGAUCACUGGGCUCAAGAAUCGAGAUAACGCUUGAGCACCGCCCUUCUAAAUGAACUAGGAGAAUUAGCUAUAAAGCUAUUUUGAGGUAAAUCAAAUGUUUUGGUAUUUUAUAAAUUGUGAAUUUCGUAAGUACAAAUACUGGUGAUAUUGGUUUGAAAAACAUAUUUGUGGAUAUUGAUUAUGUGUUUUGUAAGGAUUGUGAUAAAGUGAUUAAGUGAGUUUUGAGAUGGAUAUUUGGAGUUGUGUAUAUGAUAUAUGCUUUGGAAUAUUUAUGAGAGUUUUUAUUACAUUUUCUAAUGUUGGAAUUAUUAUUAUUUUACAUAUGAGGAUUUAUUAUAAAUAUUGUUUUACUUAUGAUUGGUAUGAAUGUUUUGAAAAGAUUUUCCUCCCAAAUCUUUUGCAAAAAUUAUAUAUAUGUAUCAAACGUGAUUAUUUUACGGGGUUGGGUGGGACUUACUUAGCAUUUCCGGCUAAUUUUUGUUUCUUGUUUUUCUUUCUUUUUCUGCACCUUAUUUGUGCAGGAGAUAAAGCUUGAGUAUCUAUUUGCUGACGAUGUUGAUUCGAGAGAGAUUCCGCUAGAACACCUAAUUAGUAAAUCAUUGUAAUUCAAUUUUUCAAUAUCUUUAGUUAGUGAAUAUCUGUUUUUGGAGUUAAGUUGUUUUAGCCUGUGCACUCGGUUAGGGGAGAGCCGAGUGUGGCGGUAACGCCCCUAUUUCCCUUUUGUAUCUAUUUGCUGACGAUGUUGAUUCGAGAGAGAUUCCGCUAGAACACCUAAUUAGUAAAUCAUUGUAAUUCAAUUUUUCAAUAUCUUUAGUUAGUGAAUAUCUGUUUUUGGAGUUAAGUUGUUUUAGCCUGUGCACUCGGUUAGGGGAGAGCCGAGUGUGGCGGUAACGCCCCUAUUUCCCUUUUGGUUUUCGCUGCAUAACUCUGAUGUUUUUCAAAUAAAGUUGAUAUUUCUUUUGAAUAAA